ACUUAAAUAUAGAACAAGGUUUAGAAUUAGCUCAUAACCAACUUAAUAAUAAAAUUCUAGCAUUAAUAAUUAAAAUAAAAAAUUUGGCAUCUUUUAGUUAUGAGUUCUAUCAUUCUAGUAACUUAGAAAUAUUAGAUCUUAAGUCUGAUAUAAAUUUAAAAAAAAGUUGGAAUUUGAUGAUUUUUAUGUUAGAAUAUAUACAAGCACUUAAACCUACUUUGGACUUACUUGUAGCUAAUAACCAAAUAGUUAACAAUUUUUCCUUUAAUAAAGCAGAAUGGGUUGCAAUAAAUGUUACUCUUAAACUAUUUGAACAAACCACAAUGUAUUUUUACGAAUCAUAUCCAACUUUAGAUGAUAUUUGUAGUAUCAAUAUUGCAAAAACUCUCGGAAUAAUAGAUCAAUCCUUUAUAUUUUUAGCUAUUUUGGACUCUCAGAUUAAACAUUUAGUUUUUUCAGCUUACUUAAUACAAAACGUGUAUGAACAAAUUAAAACUAUGUUUAAUGCAAUUAACACUACCAUAUUGUCUACCAAUAGACUGAGUUUUGCUGUCAACAAUAUUAAACAAGAAACGGCACUUAAUAAUGAAUUCUCAAGUUCUAUUACCUUACUAUUAUCAGAGUUAAACCAAUAUCUUAUAUUGCCAGAAGACAAAAAAAUCGAUCCCUUUUUAUAG
This is a messenger RNA of Racocetra persica, 677 nucleotides long. Lineage: Eukaryota; Fungi; Glomeromycota; Glomeromycetes; Diversisporales; Gigasporaceae. The record is from the annotation of a GenBank genome assembly.